UCUGUGCUGCAACGGUGCAGCUUUGGGAUGCACUAUGGCUCCAUCCCCAGCACCAAAUCCAGGGCGUUGCAUGGCAGCAGGCAUAGUACACUACUGGAGCAUCCCAUCCAAACCUAUCUGCUGCAACGGUGCAGCUUUGGGGUGCACUACAGCUCCAUCCCCAGCACCAAAUCUGGGGGGUUGCAUGGCAGCAAACAUUGCACACAGCUGGAGCAUCCCAUGCAAACCUUUGUGCUGCAAAGGUGCAGCUUUGGGCCGCCCUGUGGGGCAGUUCCUCUGGGUCUUAUGGAUGGAUCCUUCAGUGGGAUUGGUGCCCCCCUUCCCUAUGAGGUCCGCAUGAGUGCGGUGCACUUUGUUGCAUGGGCCGUGCUGCUGCUGGGUGCCCCAUCCCUCACCAGCAAAGGGUUAAGCAGGAGGAAUUGCAGCUCUGUCAUCAUCAGGGGCAGUGGAACUGGAAAGGUGAGGCAGGAAGGGAACGCCCGGGCGAGGCCGUGCUGCAUUGCACUGCAUUACACUGCGCUGCACUGCACGGAGCAGCACAUGGUGCCGGCAGCCCCACACAGCCGGCACGGUUGUGAAGGAGCCCUGAGCCCGAGCUCGCCCGCGCCGAUGCCAUGGAGGGGGCUCUGCCCACGCUCCCCCCAGAGCUGACAACGCCGGGGCUGAAGAAGGCUCACCCCCCCGCUCCCCACGAAGCAGCCAACACGGCCGUCAUCGCAGUGGUCAUCACCCUGGUGUUCCUCACCCUGCUGACGGUGCUGGUGGUCAUCGUCAUCUACCUGUACAGAAACAAGGGCAGCUACCUCACCUACGAGCAGCCGGCGGCGGAGGCGGACACGGCCGUGCAGAUGGAGGAUGACCCAGCCAAGGAGAAAGAGGAAUAUUUCAUAUAGGGUCCCGCUCACAGCUGACGCCGCGUGGCCUGAGCCACCUGGUUUCGAUCUCCGGAAACUUUUCUUUUCUUUAUCCCUGUAAUUUAUUAAUUAAAGCACAGGAAGGUGAAGCCCAGGCGUGCCACCGCCUGCCCCCAGCUCCGCGCCCCAUCCCCUCCCUUGGGUGCCUUCAAUACAGCCCAGUGACAAACGCUCCAA
Numida meleagris (helmeted guineafowl) is the source of this 1091-nucleotide messenger RNA. RefSeq names its product small cell adhesion glycoprotein (gene SMAGP). The record is from RefSeq and is a predicted model, not a curated record. Lineage: Eukaryota; Metazoa; Chordata; Aves; Galliformes; Numididae. The transcript is spliced from 4 exons. The coding region runs from base 615 to 893 and encodes 92 amino acids.